AUGGAGUGGAAAAAUGAUAUUUUAAGCUUCAGUGGAUUUGAUUAUGGUGUUUCGAAACGAACAAAGCUGAUAAAAGAAUCUUACUGUGAUUAUAACCAGCAAUCUGAGUUGAAGAAGUCUUCUUCAAUUGAAGAGUUGAAAGAGUACGAAUUAGAUACUCAGGUUAGACAGACAUUAGAAAAAACAGACGAAGAUGGUGGGAACAAAUAUCAACCGGAAGAAUGUGAAUUCGACUCGAUGACUGAAAGGAAAAUUGAGAAUCUUUAUUUUCAAAAUGUCGAGCAGGCAGAGAGAAAGAUGAAAAAAUUAACAAUUCUCAAAUCAAAAUGGUCGGAACCGUGGCAAGUUGGAGAUGAGAUAGUUGCAAAAACAUAUCUGAAACCGAAAAACCAUGCGAAUCCCUGGAAAGAUGGAACGAUUCUAGAAAAGGAAGCGGCUGAAACAUUGAAGAACCGUCAGAAACGAGGAAUGUGUACUAUAAGCUAA
Messenger RNA from Caenorhabditis remanei, 486 nucleotides. RefSeq lists its product as uncharacterized. The record is from RefSeq and is a predicted model, not a curated record. Lineage: Eukaryota; Metazoa; Nematoda; Chromadorea; Rhabditida; Rhabditidae. The transcript is spliced from 4 exons. The coding region runs from base 1 to 486 and encodes 161 amino acids.